Messenger RNA from Cyphellophora europaea CBS 101466, 948 nucleotides. RefSeq lists its product as uncharacterized. The transcript has 3 exons. Bases 1 to 948 code for a protein of 315 amino acids. The record is from RefSeq and is a predicted model, not a curated record. Gene Ontology annotation, molecular function: aldose reductase (NADPH) activity. Gene Ontology annotation, cellular component: cytosol. Lineage: Eukaryota; Fungi; Ascomycota; Eurotiomycetes; Chaetothyriales; Cyphellophoraceae.
AUGGCGUCUCUUCCCAGAGUAUUCUCGAUGCAGGUCGCUGGUGGGAAGAAAGCAGAAAUUCCGUCAGUUGGCUUUGGCACCUGGGCAUCCGACGGCAGCAGCCCGACUACACCUGCAGACCCAAGAUGGAUCAUCGAAGGGCUGGCGUUUGCACUAGACGUUGGAUAUCGUCACCUCGAUGGUGCUUGGUUCUAUGGGGUCGACAAUGAGAUUGGCGAAGGGAUCAGGCAGUCCACAGUUCCUCGCAACGAACUCUUCGUGACCAGUAAAAUCUGGCCCAACUUCUAUCAUCCAGAUGCUGUGGAGCUUUGCUGUGACAAGAUCCUAGAGGGAAUGAAGAUCGACUACCUCGACUGUUUGCUUCUUCACUGGCCACAAGCAUUUGAGCCCACCUCGCUCGAGUACCUACAGCAGGCAUCUGCCGGCAACGCAGCCAUUGUGUCAACUUGGAAUGCAAUGAAAGAGCUAGUGAAGAAAGGCAAAGUUCGCUCGAUUGGCGUUUCGAACUUCGGGAUAAAGGAUUUGGAAGCAUUACUACCACAUGCGCAAGACGUUCCAAUAUCCGUCAAUCAGGUGGAAGCACAUCCUUGGUUCCCCAAUAAUGAUGUUGUCAACUUUGGGAAGCAACACGGUAUCCUGACGAGCUGUUUCUCGCCAUUUGCUGGACAGAAAGCAGAUGGAGCUACUCUUAUACACGAUCCGACCGUCAAGACUGUGGCAAAGAAGAAUGACAUGGGCGUCGGACAAUUACUGCAGAGUUGGGCCGUACAGAGAGGAACAAUACCCCUUGGAAAGAGUGGGAACAAGGAUCGUAUAAAGGCCAAUUGCUCGGUGCGAAAGCUGUCAGACGAGGACAUGAAAGCACUGGACGACCUCGAGAUACCGGAUGGUGCAGGCCGUACAAUCGACUUUACCGAAGAAUGGGGCAUCAAGUUAUGGCAAAACUAA